Messenger RNA from Malaya genurostris, 1728 nucleotides. It is a transcript of the gene Nle, whose product is annotated as protein Notchless. Gene Ontology annotation, molecular function: protein binding. Lineage: Eukaryota; Metazoa; Arthropoda; Insecta; Diptera; Culicidae. Gene Ontology annotation, biological process: ribosomal large subunit assembly; Notch signaling pathway. The transcript has 4 exons. The record is from RefSeq and is a predicted model, not a curated record. The coding region runs from base 95 to 1534 and encodes 479 amino acids. Gene Ontology annotation, cellular component: nucleolus.
UGUCACAUUAAUAACAAACGUGACAAACCAAGAGGAAUAAAAGUGGCCGUUUUCUUGAACCUCGUUUUAAGUGAUUAGUUGAAUAAUUUCUACAAUGAAUGAUGUCGGAGAGGGUGUUUUAACACACACAGUUCAAGCACGAUUUGUGUCCGACACCGGUGAAACAGCAGGACCGCCUUUAGAUCUACCAAUCAAUGUUACCAAGCAACAACUGAAACUCAUACUAAAUUCUCUUCUCAAAAAUGAAGAACAAACACCGUUUCUAUUCUUCAUCAAUGACGACGAGAUUCGUGAUACAAUACAGCAAACACUUAUUACAAAACAGUUGGAUACGGAAGAUGUGCUGGAGAUCAUUUAUCAACCACAAGCAGUUUUCCACGUGCGACCUGUUACACGGUGUACUAGUUCUUUGCCAGGUCAUGCUGAAGCAAUCAUUUCAUUGUCAUUCAGUCCCAACAGUUUGCAUUUAGCCAGCGGAUCAGGUGAUACUACAGUUCGGCUUUGGGAUCUAACGACAGAAACACCUCGCUUCACAUGUACGGGACACAAACAUUGGGUUCUUUGCGUAGCCUGGUCACCAGACUCUCUUAAAAUUGCUUCUGCAGACAGAGUCGGUGAAAUAAGAGUGUGGUGCCCUGAAAGUGGAAAGCUGCUUGGAAAACCAUUGACAGGACAUAAAAAGUCUGUUAGUUGUCUCAGUUGGGAACCAUAUCACAAAAAUACCGAAUGUCGUAAUAUAGCCAGUUCAAGCCAUGAUAAUGACGUUCGAAUAUGGGAUACGGUCUUAGGCACAUGCAUACAUGUUAUAUCUGGUCACUCAGCUCCCGUUACUACAGUUCGAUGGGGUGGUGCUGGUAUACUUUACACUUCAUCGAGAGAUCGUACUAUCAAAAUGUGGAGAGCUGAGGAUGGUGCUUUAUGUAGAACGUUCAUGGGACAUGCUCAUUGGGUAAACAAUCUUGCUCUUAGUACUGACUACAUCCUUCGAACCGGCCCAUUUCACCCAAUCAAAGACAAAAAUAAAUGUUAUUCAAUCUCUGAUAAAAAAGAACUGCAGCGAUUAGCUUUAGAGCGGUAUGAAAGUGUAUGUCCCGAUUACAUCGAGUCGUUUGUAUCGUGUUCCGACGAUUUUACGCUGUAUCUAUGGAAAUCCAAUCAAAAACAGUUCAUCACGAGAAUGACUGGCCAUCAAAAUGUAGUAAACGAUGUCAAGUAUUCACCGGAUAUAAAACUUUUCGCUUCUGCCUCUUUCGAUAAAUCUAUCAGAAUUUGGCGUGCCAGUGAUGGAGCGUUCAUUCGCGCACUACGGGGACAUGUGCAAGCUGUCUACACACUUGCAUGGUCUGCAGAUUCACGGCUAUUAACCAGUGGUAGCAAGGACUCUACGUUGAAAGUGUGGAGUGUGAAGGAGUAUAAGUUAGCUCAGGAAUUGCCAGGGCAUGCCGAUGAAGUGUACGGAGUCGAUUGGGCGCCAGAUGGCUCCCGGGUAGCCUCUGGGGGUAAAGAUAAACAGCUUAAAUUGUGGUCACACUAAUCUGCGACAAUAUUGUUUACUGGAUCAAAUGCUAUGAAUGUUAGUGGUUUAACAUUCAUAGGAUGUUCAUAACGAACCAUAGAGUACGAAAAAUUUACUUAUUCCGUGUUUCUGGGCAAUUUAAUGUUGAAUUAAAACUCUGUAAAUUGAAUUUACAUUUUUAUUUCCAAAGAAAAUGUUUUUUUUUUCAUUUU